Molecule: messenger RNA, 2826 nt
Organism: Eublepharis macularius
Lineage: Eukaryota; Metazoa; Chordata; Lepidosauria; Squamata; Eublepharidae
Gene: IER5L
Product: immediate early response 5 like
Exons: 1
Coding region: 227-1318 (363 amino acids)
Source: RefSeq, a predicted model, not a curated record
CGGUCGGAGCGGGCCGGAGGGGCGGGACGGCCGGCGAGCCCGAGGCGCGCAGCCAGGCAGGCAGGGGCGCAUGGUGGCGGCGAGGGCGCCCGGCGCGGCGGCCAGUCCCUGAGAGCCGGCGCCUCGCCUCGCCGCCGUCGGAGGGCCGGCUCGCGGCCGCUCCCUGCGUCCCCGCGCCCGGGUGGAUGCGGGCCCGGGCGUGCGGCGGCGGCGGCGGCGGAGGAGGAUGGAGUGCGCCCUCGACGCCCAGGCGCUGAUCAGCCUCUCGCUGCGCAAGAUCCACAGCUCGCGCACGCAGCGCGGCGGCAUCAAGCUGCACAAGAACCUGCUGGUCUCCUAUGUGCUCCGCAACGCCCGGCAGCUCUACCUGAGCGAGCGCUACGCCGAGCUCUACCGGCGCCAGCAGCACCACUACCCGGAGGGCGGCGGGCUGCUGCCGGGCAUGGCUCUUCCCGCCGGCUGCGCGCCCGCCGCGGGGCCCGAGGGCGCCGCCGACUUCAGCCCGCUCCACUUGCCCGGCGACGAGCAGGGCCAGCUGCGGAGCUGCGCCCUGGCCCGGGCGGGCAGCGGCGGCGGCGAGCUGCUGGAGAUGCCCGUCUGCGCCGCGCUCCACGACGAGGAGCCGCUGGGGGGGCCGCCGCCGGCCGCGCUCUGCAGGGACUCGCCGCCCGCCUUCUACCCCCGGCCCGGCGGCGGCGGCGCGGGCGCCUCCCCGCCGCCCUGCGCCUCGCCCGGACUGCCGUACCCGGGCGCGGGGAGCUGCGACUUCGCGGCCGGCGCGCCGUCGGGGCUGCCGCCCGGCCCCGCGCACUGCUCCAGCCGCACCACCGUCUUGGACCUGGACACGCACGUGGUGACCACGGUGGAGAACGGCUUCCUGCACCAGGAGUGCUGCGCGCAGUGCCCCGCCUGCUGCUGCCCGGGCGGCCCGCACCUCCCGCCGCCGCCCAGCCCGGGCGCCAAGCGCAAGUACUACCCGGGCCAGGAGAGCGAAGAGGAGGGCGGCGGCGGCGCGGCGGGCCCGGCGGGCGGCGGCGGCGGCGAGCCUGCCUUCGCCCCCUGCCCCAAGCGCGCCCGCUUCGAGGACUUCAGCGCCGAGCCGGGCCCGGACUCGUCCAACAUCUCCAACUUAAUUUCCAUUUUCGGCUCCGGUUUCACGGGGCUGGUGAGCCGGCAGCAGCAGCAGCAGCAGCAACAGCACCACCACCACCAGCAGCAGCAGCAGGCGGACUCGGAGCAGCCCCUCAACGGGCAGCUCUGUAGCAAGCAGGCGCUGGCCAGCCUGGGGGCUUGGACGCGGGCGAUCGUGGCCUUCUAGGGGGGGGGGGGGCUUGGCGAGCUGACCGGGAAGGGGCGACGGGGAGGGGGGCCCGGCUCCGGAACAAAAGACCCGGCGGGGGAGAGAGGAGAAAAGCCAAGCGAAUGUUUUAUAAAAUUGUACCAUAAACUUUAAUUCGAAGAUCUCGGGUCUUUAUUUUUACAGAGAUGGAAAAAAAUAGUACCUAUUUAAAGAAAAACCAGUCCUCCUUUUGUGUCUUUGCUGGGGCGGUGUUGGGUUUGUGUCUCUUUCGCUUUUCUCUUUUCCCUGUUGAACCCUUCCAGGCUUUUUCGGGUUUGGUUUCCCAAAGGGGUGUUCUUCUUGGAUCCCGCUUGAGGAGGGGGGAGAAAGAGGACUUGGCCGAAAGGGGACGGAGGGGCCUGCUGGUGGGGAGGCUCUCCGGGGGGCCCCAUUAGCCCCAAAAGGGGGCCGGCCCCUGGCCCACCGAAGACUUCAGUGUUUGGGAAGCGGGCAAGCUGCCGCCAACUGUGCCACAUGCUGGGGGGUUGCAGGGGGGGGGGGUGAAUGCAUAGAUGCUAUGUUGCCAUGUAGCUAAGGGGGUGAACUCCAGUUGCAAUUUUUUAAAAUAUGCCGGGGAUUGUUAAAUUGGUUUCUAGAUCUCCCCCCCCCCCCAAGAAAGAACCCUGAAAAAUAUCACCCGUGUGGAUUCUUCUAGGUUCAGUUUCCCUUUGCAGGAACUUGGACUGGGUAGCCAACCUUCCUCUUCUGGAAAGGGAGAAAAUUCUUCUAUACAGAGCCCAAGAAGGAAAAAUUUUAAAAAUCAAAAAAAAUAUGGAAAUCAACUUUUUUUCCUGGAAGCAAUUUGUCUGAUGUAAUUUGGCAUUUGUAUCGUCUGAGGGGUACAAGUCUUAUCCCUGCUUCCUCCUUCCACCUUUUGUGUUCUUGAAAUCUCUCGUUCUAUCUACUUAUAUUUUAAAACAAGAUACUUUGAUUUGGGGAAGGGGGGGUCCCAAAUGGCAACUGCUUUCUCCCAUCAUGCACCGCUCUGCAGGUCCUUCUUUCCCUUCUCCUCUGUUUGUGCACUGGAUGGGGGUUGCUGUGCGAAUGAAAAUGCCACCAGUAAAUGUGUUAACACUAUUUUAGCGUCUUUCAAUGUGCUGGGGGCGGGGGAGGGAAAAUACUUUUUUUAAAAGUUUGGAUUCUUAAUUUCAGCCUUUUCAACCUAAAGCCAGCAUUGUUUGGGUCUUGUGUGCAAAAGUCUGUAAUCUGUAGCCUUUUUUCUUUUCUAAAAAAUAUAUUUAAAUUUUGUGUUUUUAAAGGGGGGGAACCUUUUGUUAUAAAAAGGUAUCUUGCAGCCUGCCAUCGAAAUUUCACAUUAAGCACUGUGUGUAUUAAAGGAUGCAUUGCCAAACAGCAGGGGGGUUUUGUUUGUAUCUCUGUAUAAUUUUUCCUCUGUGUGCAUACUGAAUUGUAUAUCACCGGGUAAAACUGUUCAGAAUUGUUUUAAAUUUAUAAUCUUAAUAAAAAGUCCAGUUAAAAAAGUUAAA